AUGGCCAACACCAACACUCUGUACCGAUACAGCACCAUCAGCGCCCUCCUCUCCGGCAUCUGCACCGAGGGCCUCGACGCCUCCACCCUCCUCGAACGAGGCACGUACGGUAUAGGCACCUUCUCCGACCUGGACGGGGAGAUUAUAGUCAUCGACUCACGCGCCUACCACUUCCCCUCCACCACAAACACCGUGCGCCGCCUAAACCCCACCGCCACCAUCCCCUUCGCCAUGCUCACCACCUUCCAACCGACGCACACCCUUCCACUCCCGACAACCACCACCUCGGAGAAGAUCACCCUCAAAAGCCUCUCCGCCCUGCUCACCCCGCUCCUCGACACCAACAAAAACACCUUCCUCUCCCUCCGCCUGACCACCACCUUCGCCUCGCUCACCACCCGCAUCAUCCCCCGGCGCGGCUCCCCGCAAGAAACCCUCGCCGACUGCGCCGCACGACAAAAAGUAACCAACCACGGCCGCUCGAGAGGAACGCUGUUCGGCUUCUGGUCCCCCGCGUAUACGGUGGGGAUCGGGGUGCCCGGAUUCCAUCUGCAUUUUUUGUCCGAGGACGGGGAGAAUGGCGGACAUGUGUUGGAUUUCGAGGGGGAGGGGAGGGGGUUGGAGGUCGCCGUUCUGCGGGAGGUGAGGUUGGAGUUGCCGGAUACUAGGGAGUUCGGGGAGGUGGAGGUGAAGGCGCCGAGUGCGGAGAUGGUGCGGGGGGCGGAGGGGGGUUAG
Messenger RNA from Aspergillus aculeatinus CBS 121060, 735 nucleotides. Its product is annotated as acetolactate decarboxylase. NCBI's taxonomy places the organism in Eukaryota, Fungi, Ascomycota, Eurotiomycetes, Eurotiales, Aspergillaceae. Bases 1 to 735 code for a protein of 244 amino acids. The transcript is spliced from 2 exons. The record is from RefSeq and is a predicted model, not a curated record. Gene Ontology annotation, molecular function: acetolactate decarboxylase activity. Gene Ontology annotation, biological process: acetoin biosynthetic process.